Molecule: messenger RNA, 1109 nt
Organism: Rhododendron vialii
Lineage: Eukaryota; Viridiplantae; Streptophyta; Magnoliopsida; Ericales; Ericaceae
Exons: 4
Coding region: 55-765 (236 amino acids)
Source: RefSeq, a predicted model, not a curated record
CUUUCGGUAUGCUUACAAGCAAAAAACCUCGGCCAUGAUCCAUCGCGUGCACAUAUGUUCCUUACUUGCUUCACAAAUGAUGGCAAGGUCUUAAAUGAAGAAUUGAGGAAAAAAAUAGAAAAAAUGAAAGAGCUAUCCGAACAAGUUGCCAAGGGUGAACUUGAUUCUUCUGGUCCAAAUGAUGUGUUCUCCAAAGCUAUGGGCAAAGAGAAAUCUGGAAGUGUGCGCAUGUAUGGGCUAGGGGUUUGCCCAUCUGAUGUUUGGGGUGAUGUGCCUAGCAGUGGCACAUCUUAUAGGAUGUCAAUGGAGUGGAAGACAGAGUUAGAUAAAACAAACCAAAAAUUGGAAGAACUAACGAAUUUAUAUUUGCAGAGUCAAGCAAAUGGGGCUAACUCCUCAAACACUCGAGUCACAUCUCCAUACAUUCCAGUCUCAUCUCCAAACCAACACAUUGGUUUAUCAACAUCUAUUACCCAACGAGGACGUGUUAAGGUGGGGGAUUGUGUUUAUUUCAAGAGCGUAGCCAACCCCAUAGAAGUUGUAGGCAAAGGGCGGAUCGCUAGUAUGGAUCCAUCUACGGAGGUAGGCGGAGUAGAACUCGGAGUUAAUUGGUGUGAGAUUCAUGUUCAAAUCUCAAUCAUAUGGGGCGAGCAUUUGAUGAGGCCUUACGCAGUCCUUAAGACCGUUGGCGAUGCCAUUGGUACGCUAAUAGCUUGGCCUAUUUCUUUGGUAGUGAGAGAUGAUGAUGAUGGCUUUAUUGAAUGAAUGAGAUCAGUUGGAAGAUGCCUAGUAGACAGAGUUAUGUCACAAGAAUACUGGUCUUAUGGGUUUUGUUUGUUUUGUUUCUACUGGUAGUUCUUUUAAGGGUAGGCAUUUCAUGCUUUGAUCUAGAGUUUGGUAAGUAGGUUUUUGCUGGAAACUUUAGUAAGUUUCUUAGAAGUGAAGUUUGUAUUUUGUUGAAAACAUUAGAGUUCUGCUAAACUAGUUUCUAUUCAAUGUUGUGCGUUUUGUUUUUGGAUAUUUGUGAGGUUUGUUGACUAGUAUUUUCUAUUGAAUGACUAUGGCCUAUGUUGUUUGGACAUGGUUGAGAAAUAAAUUGCAAUUUAUUA